Calliphora vicina (urban bluebottle blowfly) is the source of this 1677-nucleotide messenger RNA. RefSeq lists its product as uncharacterized. The transcript has a single exon. The record is from RefSeq and is a predicted model, not a curated record. Bases 1 to 1677 code for a protein of 558 amino acids. NCBI's taxonomy places the organism in Eukaryota, Metazoa, Arthropoda, Insecta, Diptera, Calliphoridae.
AUGCCACAAGAAAAUCGAAGUUCCUUUAGCAUCGACCUUCAAAAAGAUGAAUUUAAGGAUUUAUGGGAAAAAGUAAAAGCAAGUUACGAGACUUUCGCUAUUAGCAACACGGUUAAAGAUUCAGAUGAAGAUUGUGAUCAGGCAAAACGGUUGUAUAAGGAAUGUAGAUUAGCCUACAUAACUAUUGCGGCUUUAAUGGGUGAACUGUCUCAAUCCUUUAUAAACAAGCCAGUUUUAAGUUCAACUCAUUGUGCACCUGGGAACAGUGGAGACUCAGCUACUGUGGUGAAUAGCAUUUCUAGCCAUCACAUGAAGUUGCCACCUUGCACGAUGGAAGUAUUUAAGGGCGAUUAUGGAUCUUGGAUUUCUUUUCGCGAUAUGUUCACAGCGGUUUAUAUUAACUGUGACGAUUUGUCGGGAGUUGAGAAAUUGUUUUAUUUAAGACAAUUCUCAUCUGACGAUGCUUUGGAAAUUGUUAGGGAUUCGCCUUUGACAAAUCAAGGAUUUCAAAAUGCCUGGAAUAAUCUAAGUGAGGCUUAUGAAAAUAAAAGGAUUUUGGUCAACAGCCAACUUAAGAUUUUAUUCAACCUUUCCCCCGUUAAAACUGAAUCAGCUAAGGAUAUAAAAAGGCUUCAAAGGGACAUCAAUAAUUGCAUUUCGGUCUUGAAAUUACAUGAGAUAGAUAUCUCUACAUGGGACCCUAUUUUUGUAUAUCUGUGUUCCAUUAAAUUACCAGUCCUCACUAUGUCAUUGUGGGAACAGAGUGUGAAAAUUAAGAAAGAGAUACCGAAAUGGCGAGAAAUGGACACUUUUAUAACAUCCCGAUUUCAAUCUUUGGAAACAGUGUUCGACAUUCGUAAUUCUGGUUUGAUGAGUGGAACACAAAAAUCUGAUUCGGAAGAUGCUGUCAACCCUACGGGAAAUAGGCAAAAUGUAAACAGAUUUAAGUCCAAGAAUAAGUCUAAUUUUGGAAAUAAUGCAUCAUCUGGAGGAAAAUUUAGAAGUUUUCAAGCCAAGGUAGGAAAUUCCUGUAUUUUAUGUUCAAGAGACCAUUUGUUGAGAUUUUGCUCGAAAUUUUUGGAAAUGAAUCCCGGAGAAAGAUUUUUGAUAGUAAAGAGAAACAAUCUUUGCAUUAAUUGUUUAGGUACCGGACACAAGUUAGAUACUUGUACAAGCAAAUAUAGUUGCUCAGUAUGUAAAUUAAAACACCAUUCUAUGUUACAUCGGGAGGUAACAGAAACAUCUACGAAUAAUAAUGAUAGUUCAGAUAGGCCAACUACCAGUCAAGCGGUUGUACAAACUCAGACCGUACAAAAUUGUUUUGUAACUGCAAGACAACAAGUUUUAUUGGGAACUGCUUUAGUAAAUAUUAUAUCUCGAGGCGACGUGUUUACUGCAAGGGCACUAAUAGAUUCAGGUUCACAGGCCACUUUCAUUUCGGAAAGAUUGCAGAGGAAACUUAAUUUGCCUAUUAAGAGUAUUUGUGCUAAGGUUUCAGGUUUGAAUGGCGCGUUUGCGGGGUCUGUUCAAAAGCAAUGCUCGUUUGUUUUGAGCUCUCCCCAAGAUUCAGGUUUUAGGCUUGAAGUUCAAAGUCUUGUUUUACCGAGCUUGACUGGGAAGUUGCCUGUUGAUUCAGUUGAUGUUUCUCAAUGUUCUUUAUCUAAUCUUAACCUUUAA